UCGGCGUUAAGCUAGUAGGCUGGCACGGGCUGGUUGGACGGUUGGUUGAGGGCAGCCAUGGCUCGACUCGCUGUGCUACUGCUGUUACCGGUUCUUAUUGAAUCGGUAUUUUCAAUUUCUUUCUUUUUACCGGUCAACUCAAGAAAGUGUUUACGGGAGGAGAUCCACAAAGACGUCCUCGUGACAGGGGAGUAUGAAAUAAGCGAACAGGCGAACACCAAAACUAAUCUGAAGAUCACAGAUUCCUCCAGCCACACUCUUUACUCUAAGGAAGAUGCAACAAAAGGAAAGUUUGCAUUCACUACAGAGGACUAUGACAUGUUUGAGGUGUGCUUUGAAAGCAAAUCACCCUUGGGAACUGGAAGAGUACCCGACCAACUGGUCAAUCUGGACAUGAAACAUGGUGUGGAGGCCAAAAACUAUGAAGAGAUUGCUAAGGUGGAGAAGCUGAAGCCUCUUGAGGUCGAGCUGAGGCGACUGGAGGACUUGUCAGAGUCCAUCGUCAACGACUUUGCUUACAUGAAGAAGAGAGAGGAGGAGAUGCGGGAUACCAAUGAGUCCACCAACACACGUGUGCUGUACUUCAGCAUAUUCUCCAUGUGCUGUCUCAUCGGGCUGGCUACAUGGCAGGUCUUCUACUUGCGGCGCUUCUUCAAGGCAAAGAAGCUGAUCGAGUAGAGCGCCUCCUCCUCCCCCCCAGCUCCUUACCACGGGGGAAGCUACUUGUCGGUCAGCCAACGCAUCCCAACAUCCACCCUCCUUGGACUAGCUUCAGCAAACAACAGCAAGUGGGGUUGAGGGGCUCAAAUUCUAGUUUUCACGGCUGUGAGAAAGAGUACCAAGGUCGUCCUCUGAAAAAAAAAAAAAAAGAUUCACCUGCUUAUUUGGGGGUUUGAAACAUGAAAAGCGCUGUAGGGAGAAAUGCACUGUGACAUGGGAGGCGUAUGUCAUUGCAUUAGUGAGAUACGUCCACUCCUAUGGUACUUUACACGUUUCUGUCUGCACUGUUUUGAAUGUUGCAGCUUACUGAAUAAGAACUUGUUCCUUCAAUCGGUUGAACAGUGAUGUUUGAUUUUGAGCUCAGUUUGAAUGGAUGUGCCACGAGCGAAUGUCUUUUGCCCUUCUGUUGAUGUACACAUUCUUUGCCAUGCCAAGCAGACUAGAUCCUUGGUGCCCUUUGAUCAAGUGAAGGCUAUUUGAAAAAAGUGGUUUGUUGUUACUUUGAGGAGAAAAUUGGCAACCACUGAACUUCUGUGUAAUGUCAUUUAAUUUGCAUACAUGUUUGGUAGCUAAAUUUAACGGUGUCUUUAGUUUGUUUUCAUAUUGUAAAUGCUAUUUAGUUGCUUCUACAGGUAUAUUUUUGGGGGUUGUGAAUUGUCAGAGUGAUAUUCUCUUAUAAAUUAGGUCACAUCUAUUAGCUCUUGCACGUUCUAGUUUUGUUUUUGAAACAUCUGAACAUUAAUUUGUCACCAGUCAAAAGUAGCCAUAAACCCAGAGCCUUGUCCUUAAUGCAAGGAAUUAUCAGCAUCAUAUGUGUAUGGCCACGAGGAAUUUAACCACCCGAUUUCUAUGAUACAGUUCAUAUAUAGUUGUGCAAGUUAUUUUCUCGUCAGACUGCAGCAGGUCGAGGUUUUGUCGGGAAAUAUAAAGAAGGUUAUCUAGACAUUUUCUCUCACUCAUGCGCCUCUCUUCUUUACACACUGGUGAAUUUAAUUAUUCUUUUGAAAUUUUCAAAGUAUCACUUCCCAAUUACAGUACUUGCAGAUCCAUCCAGCGUGCUUCUUUUCGUUAGAAAUACUUGCGAGGCUUGGGUUACAUGAGAAUGUGGGUGGUUGCAAAUAUUCAGAUUGUUUUUGACAAGAAUUAAUUGAGGCAUCUGUCAUGGGAACAUUUUUAACAAUGAACAUGCGCAUUGUGCGCAAUCAAUGAUUUUUAUGUUGACUGAUAAAUUUUGUAAAUUUGUGUUGGGCUUUUAUUCAAUAAAAUAUUGGAUGGAUUUACAUUA
This is a messenger RNA of Lates calcarifer (barramundi perch), 2005 nucleotides long. It is a transcript of the gene tmed10, whose product is annotated as transmembrane p24 trafficking protein 10. The transcript has 5 exons. Gene Ontology annotation, biological process: endoplasmic reticulum to Golgi vesicle-mediated transport; intracellular protein transport; Golgi organization. NCBI's taxonomy places the organism in Eukaryota, Metazoa, Chordata, Actinopteri, Centropomidae. The coding region runs from base 58 to 678 and encodes 206 amino acids. The record is from RefSeq and is a predicted model, not a curated record. Gene Ontology annotation, cellular component: Golgi apparatus; endoplasmic reticulum; COPII-coated ER to Golgi transport vesicle.